GCGGGGGCCGCCGUCUGAGAUCUCGCUCCCAAGCCCGGCCGCCUCUUUCCUCGGAGUAGCCGGCUAGGUCACGAUGGCCUCAUUAAACCGGCAGACCAUGGCUGCUUGGCCUGAGUUGGAAAAUGCCCAGCCUACCUCGGAGAAAUACACUGUAAAGGCCGAUGGUGAGCAGUCUGCCAAGCCUGAGAAAGGCAAGGAGACUGAAAAAGAUGACACCGGUGCCCCUAUCACCAAGAUAGAACUUGCGCCGUCUCAUUCCACUGCGGCACUGAUCGAGGAGCCCACCGAGGUGGAAGACCCCUGGGACCUGCCCGAGCUUAAGGACACGGGGAUCAAGUGGUCAGAGAGAGACACCAAAGGGAAGAUUCUCUGCGUCUUCCAAGGGAUUGGGAAAUUUAUUUUACUUCUGGUGUUUCUCUACUUCUUCGUGUGCUCCUUGGAUGUCCUGAGCAGCGCCUUCCAGCUGGUUGGAGGAAAGGUAGCCGGGAAAUUCUUCAACAACAACUCCAUCAUGUCCAACCCAUUGGCGGGGAUGGUGAUUGGGGUUCUGGUGACGGUCCUGGUGCAGAGUUCCAGCACCUCCACGUCCAUUGUCGUCAGCAUGGUGGCCUCCUCAUUGCUGCCCGUGCGUGCUGCCAUCCCCAUUGUCAUGGGGGCCAACAUCGGGACUUCAAUUACCAACACCCUCGUGGCGCUCAUGCAAGCAGGAGAUCGGAAAGAGUUCAGAAGGGCCUUUGCGGGGGCCACCGUCCACGACUUCUUCAACUGGCUCUCCGUGCUGGUGCUCUUGCCUCUGGAGGCCGCCACCGGUUACCUGGAGCGCCUGACCAACUUCGUAGUGGAGAGCUUCCACUUCAAGAAUGGAGAGGAAGCCCCAGAACUUCUGAAAGUUAUCACAGAUCCCUUCACAAAGCUCAUUAUCCAGCUGGAUAAAAGUAUUCUCAACCAAAUUGCAAUGAAUGAUAAGUCGGUCCAAAACAAAAGUUUGAUCAAGAUUUGGUGCAAAACUUUUACUAACAUGACUGAGAGAAAUGUCACCGUCCCCUCGCCUGAGAACUGCACCUCCCCUUCCCUCUGUUGGACGGAUGGUUUGUACACCUGGACCAUCAAGAACGUGACCUACAAGGAGAACAUUGCCAAGUGCCGGCACAUCUUCGUGAAUUUGAACCUCUCAGAUGCUAUUGUUGGCACCAUCCUGCUGGUAACCUCCCUGCUGAUCCUCUGUACCUGCCUGAUCCUAAUCGUCAAGCUCUUGGGCUCUGUGCUCAGGGGGCAGGUGGCUACUGUCAUCAAGAAGACAAUCAACACUGAUUUCCCUUACCCCUUUGGCUGGGUGACUGGCUACCUGGCCAUCCUUGUGGGGGCAGGUAUGACCUUCAUCGUUCAGAGCAGCUCUGUGUUCACGUCUGCUAUGACCCCACUGAUCGGCAUCGGUGUGAUAUCCGUUGAAAGAGCAUAUCCACUAACGCUAGGUGCCAACAUCGGCACCACCACCACCGCCAUCUUGGCCGCCUUAGCCAGCCCAGGCAAUACUUUGAAGAGCUCACUCCAGAUUGCCCUGUGCCACUUUUUCUUCAACAUCUCAGGCAUCAUUCUGUGGUACCCAAUCCCGUUCACUCGCCUGCCCAUCUUCCUGGCCAAACGGCUGGGCAGCAUCUCAGCUAAGUACCGCUGGUUCGCCAUCGUCUACUUGGUCGUCUUCUUCUUCCUGAUCCCUCUGGCGGUGUUUGGCCUCUCCCUGAUUGGCUGGCCGGUGCUGGUGGGCGUGGCUUCGCCCAGCGUCCUUGUGAUCUUACUGGUGCUGGUCCUCAAGAUCCUGCAGUCCUUCUGCCCUGGCGCCUUGCCCCAGAAGCUCCGAAGCUGGGCCUUCCUGCCCGUGUGGAUGCGCUCCCUGGAGCCCUGGGACAAGCUCAUCUCCUCCCUCACCAGCUGCUUCCAGAGGCGCUGCUGCUGCUGCUGCCGCAUCUGCUGUGAGCUGUGUGGCUGCUGCCAGUGCUGCCGCUGCAGCAAGUGCUGCGAAGACCUGGAGGAGGUGAAGGACGAGCCCGUCAAGGCCCCUGAGGCAUUCGAUAACUUGGCCAUGGACAAAGAGGCCUGGGAUGGGGUCACCAAGUCUGAGGUGGAUGCCUCAGGCACCAAAACCAUUUCCAGCGUCACAGCCUUGUAGGUAGGGGCUGCCCGGAGGCGGGAGGAGGGCCCCAUAGUCCACACGCUCUCCCUCCCUCCUGGCUCUUCCUCCAUUUCAGGGGAAUUCCUUCCCCACUGAGAAAUGACAUCCAUCCCAGCUCUCAUUCCCUUGGCCCAGUGUAUCAAGCCCACACAGUAGUUCCAUCCCAGCCCCAUGCUCCCUGGGCCUUCGAGGCUCGGGAAGGGGCAAAACAACACUGAAAGAGCAUUAGUGAAACCCGGCCAGAGAGAUGAUCACAGUUGCCCCAGCACACAGCUGGGUUGGUCAAUAAGCCUUUUUUCUCCCCUGACCAUCCUCUUCCAAAGGAAAAGCCCCAAGGGAGGAAUUUAAAGCAGGUUCUCAGAGGUGCAUAUUCAGUACACCUUUCUUUAUUAUGAUCCAGCUCAGGCUUCUCUCUUUUACCAAAGACUGGCUUCAACCAAGAGUAGCCGCUCCCUUACAGUCCAAGGGCAGCCCAAUCCAGGGGAAAUGGUGUAAUUGCCUGGGAUUUGGAGAAUACGUCGGUGUGGCCUUUUCCCCUUCUCAGGGCUCCUCACAUCCCCUGGCAGGGUUUUCAUAAGAGCAGUCCUGGCCCUGAGCUCUCAGGUGGAGGAUGAGUGCUGGGAAUUUGAGGGAAUUUGAGGAACAUUUGAGGGAGAUGGUUCAUCUCUGCCACAAGAGCCUUGGGUGCUUCUUAACCCAGCUAAUUUAAAAACCAAAUCAGCAUAUGUCCUGGCUAAAGCCUAGUGCUGAUAAAAAUCACCCCUGCUGAGUCUUCUGGAGUAAGAUAUGCCGGUUCCGAGUCCCCUCCACUCUGCCCCCUGAAGCAUAAAGCACCUGAGCGUAGGACA
Messenger RNA from Cervus elaphus (red deer), 3018 nucleotides. Its product is annotated as sodium-dependent phosphate transport protein 2B-like. Gene Ontology annotation, biological process: sodium-dependent phosphate transport; intracellular phosphate ion homeostasis. The transcript has 13 exons. Lineage: Eukaryota; Metazoa; Chordata; Mammalia; Artiodactyla; Cervidae. Gene Ontology annotation, molecular function: sodium:phosphate symporter activity. The coding region runs from base 74 to 2167 and encodes 697 amino acids. Gene Ontology annotation, cellular component: vesicle; brush border; apical plasma membrane. The record is from RefSeq and is a predicted model, not a curated record.